Messenger RNA from Colletotrichum phormii, 2169 nucleotides. Its product is annotated as glycoside hydrolase superfamily. The record is from RefSeq and is a predicted model, not a curated record. Bases 1 to 2169 code for a protein of 722 amino acids. Lineage: Eukaryota; Fungi; Ascomycota; Sordariomycetes; Glomerellales; Glomerellaceae. Gene Ontology annotation, molecular function: beta-glucosidase activity. Gene Ontology annotation, biological process: glucan catabolic process. The transcript is spliced from 4 exons.
AUGCAGCCUCCUCCACGAAAGCUUGUCAACAUUGAUCAGAUCAUCGAAAACGCUACGCUGGCAGAGAAAGUGUCGUUGCUUGCUGGCUCCGACUUUUGGCACUCCACUCCCCUUCCCCAGUACAAUGUCCCGGCCAUCAAAUGCACCGAUGGGCCCAAUGGCGUCAGAGGCUCACGAUUCUUCAACCCUGUGUCCGCACUCUGCAUCCCCUGCGGUAGUGGCCUAGGAGCAACGUGGAAUCCUGAAUUGAUCGCACAAGCCGGCCAGCUAUUGUCAAAAGAAUGCGACGCUAAAGGCGCCCAUGUCUGGCUUGGUCCAACGGUUAAUAUCAUUCGCUCGCCGCUGAACGGCCGUGGAUUCGAGUCCUUCUCCGAGGACCCGCACCUGAGUGGGAUGCUUGCCGCAGCCAUCAUCAGGGGUAUCCAAUCCCGGGGGACUCUUGCGGCUCUGAAGCAUUUUGUGGUUAAUGAUCAAGAGACUGAGAAAAUGUCCCUUGACGUGCGUAUGUCUGAAAGAGCACUGCGAGAGGUUUAUCUCUUACCUUUUCAGAUCGCUCUUAGAGAUAGCAAUCCCAGAGUGGUGAUGUCUUCUUACAACAAGAUUGGUGGCCUGCAUGUUUCUGAGAACCCCAUGAUUCUUCAAGACAUCCUGCGAAAAGAGUGGGGGUUUGAUGGCCUCAUCAUGAGUGACUGGUACGGCACUUAUUCUUGUGAGGCAGCGCUCAACGCUGGCGUUGACAUCGAGAUGCCCGGUCCUAGUCGUUACAGAGAGAAAGAAGCCCUUGCCGCGGUCUUCUCGGGCAAAGUUCACCAACACACCAUAGACGAACGAGCACGAAAAGUUCUGCAAUUCGUGAACGACGCGGCAUCAGCCCGUGUCGAGAAGGAGGAGACUAUACGAGAUGUUCCCGAGGACCGGACCCUGAAUCGUCGUUUGGCAGGCGAGAGUAUCGUGCUGCUAAAGAACUCUGCCAACCUCUUGCCAUUGUCACCCGAAGACUGCAGUGAAGUUGCUGUCAUCGGACCAAAUGCCGAGCUCGCAGCUGCAUGCGGAGGAGGCAGCGCAAGUCUCCGGCCCUACUACACCAGCUCCGUACUAAAGGGGAUCUGGGACUCUCUACCACCUACAGCCAAGGUACACCAUGAGCCUGGUGUUUACGGGCAUAUUUUGUUACCACCGUUCACAGAAGAAAGUGUUUGCGACGACGAAGGCCGGGGAGGUGUAACUAUCGAAUUGUUCAACGAACCACAUUCAACCAAAGAGCGGACGGCGUUUGACCGUGUCACAAUACCGGACACCACCUAUCAGCUCAUGGACUAUGAGCAUCCCAAGAAAGGAGACACUUUCUUCAUGUCCAUGCGCGCUCAGUUUGUCCCAGAACACUCUGGCACGUACGAAUUUGGCCUGGCCACUUAUGGCAUCGGCGACCUAUUCAUCAAUGAUGAGCCGGUCAUCGACAACUCAACAGGGCAAACGCCAGGAGGCAUGUUCUUCGGCAAGGGUUCAGCCGAAAAGCGAAUAACAUACGAGAUGACUGCUGGAAAGCGAUAUUGUCUACGCGUUGAGGCCGGUAGUGCUGCGACGUCGAAAGUGAAGGGCGGCUCGCUAUUGGCGAUCCCCGGUGGUGCGUGUCGGCUGGGUGGCUGCCGCAAGAUUGACCCUGAAGAGGGGAUCCAAAGAGCCGUCGAACUGGCAAAGAGAUGCAAACACACUUUUGUCGUUGCCGGACUAAAUGCGGACUUGGAAAAGGAGGGCAAAGACAGAGACACGAUGAACAUGCGACCACAAGUGGAUAACCUCAUCGCAGCUGUUCUGGAGGCACAGCCGAACACCAUUGUUAUCACUCAAGCCGGGAACCCAAUCGACAUGUCAUGGAGACAUAGUGCCAUCACAAUGCUUCACAGCUGGUACGGCGGCAACGAAGCGGGCAACGCCGUGGCGGACGUUGUCUUUGGACGCAUCAAUCCUAGUGGAAAGCUGCCAAUGACUUUCCCAGCUCGGCUAGAAGACAAUCCUGCAUAUCUUGGAUUCGGCAGCGACAACGGCACGGUGUACUACUCCGAAGACAUCUUUGUGGGGUACCGGUGGUACGAAGCGAGAAAGAUGGAGGUUGCGUUUCCAUUUGGGUACGUUGGCUCGUUUGUAUUGAACUUGAAGCCUGCAAGCUAA